CCCCUUCUCCAUAUCUUUCUUUAUCCUCAUCCAUUACCCUUACUCCUUCAUUUUCAAACACAAAAACAAAAUCAGCUACCUUACUCCUUUCUCCCUCACUCACGGCUGACCCACGAACACCACCAUCAACCGGCAGCCCAGCCACGAGCUCCACCACCAACAGCAACCACUUCUCCUCCUUCCUUUAUUGUUGUUCAUCAAGAUUGAAAGUUGAAGGGUCCUUCAAUGGUGAUUGAGGGCCUAUCUCUUACAGGGGAUAGAUCCACUUUCAGGUUGCCAUCUUUAGUGCGGAUGGAUAUGCUGCUCAUUUAUGUGUCAUGUGUUGCGAUUGCGAGGACAUCGUUUUCGAAAGUUUGCAUUGGAUACUUUUGGUCAUAUGUCCUUUGACGAACAAUGUGCACGUCUUCGACUCAUUACAAAAACCUCAAAGCCCGCCUCGCAACACAAAAUUCAAAGCGUUGUUGAAUGCCAAAAUGAAAAAAGUGCGUGGACAAAUGGGAUCUACAUCCAGAGCCACAUUUCCAAAAUGGACAGCAAUAAAAUGCUUUCAACAACCUUCUACUUCCGUUGAUUGCGGCUACUACACGCUGAAGUACAUGGACGAUAUUAUAAAAUCCGUGAAGGAUUUCGGAGUCGAAAAUAUAGAUGCCGUUUUAAACGACAUUCCGAGGGAAACACGCCCUUUGAGAAGUGGAGAGAUGCGCGAAUUAAAAGACAAGAUUGCCGCGUAUCUUGCUAAUUUUUGUCCUUGAUAAAUUGUAAUUACUAUAGAUUUUUUAGGACAUUAAUGUAUAUUAUAUAUAUAUUAUAUGUACGUACAUAAUAUUAUAUUAUAUAUACGAUCGAGAGUUUAUUAUUACAAAGAGGUUAUUGGUGAUUAUUUGUGAUUAUCAUUGGAUUAU
Messenger RNA from Amaranthus tricolor (Joseph's coat), 902 nucleotides. RefSeq lists its product as uncharacterized. The coding region runs from base 318 to 752 and encodes 144 amino acids. The record is from RefSeq and is a predicted model, not a curated record. The transcript has 7 exons. Lineage: Eukaryota; Viridiplantae; Streptophyta; Magnoliopsida; Caryophyllales; Amaranthaceae. Gene Ontology annotation, molecular function: cysteine-type peptidase activity. Gene Ontology annotation, biological process: proteolysis.